Molecule: messenger RNA, 2562 nt
Organism: Micropterus dolomieu (smallmouth bass)
Lineage: Eukaryota; Metazoa; Chordata; Actinopteri; Centrarchiformes; Centrarchidae
Gene: drap1
Product: DR1-associated protein 1 (negative cofactor 2 alpha)
Exons: 7
Coding region: 526-1233 (235 amino acids)
Biological process (GO): positive regulation of transcription by RNA polymerase II; negative regulation of transcription by RNA polymerase II; transcription by RNA polymerase II
Cellular component (GO): negative cofactor 2 complex; nucleus
Molecular function (GO): transcription corepressor activity; RNA polymerase II general transcription initiation factor activity; transcription coactivator activity
Source: RefSeq, a predicted model, not a curated record
AAGCUACGUUGUUAGAAAAAAAGACAAUACCUCCCUGCUGUAGCACAAUACCGUUAUUUCAAGCAUAAGUUAUGGUAUAACAGUAACGUUCUAAAUUUACUUAGCAGAACGUUAAGUUACGUAUCCAACGUCUCUUAAGUGUAACGUUGACAGGUUCAUUGGAGUGUUUAAGUUAUAUUACAGCGGACAUUCAUUUAUUGGUUUUUAUUCCUUGUAGAUAUAAAACGCAACAAACUCAGCGUUAGUGUUUUAUUAGCUCAAAAUGACCGCAAUGUAUACAUAUCCUUGUACAAGUUGUGGGUCGUCGUGCGCUCCAACAUGACGGCGCAGGGACCCUGCGGAACGAAGCUGACCCGCAAGGCAGCAGGGACCGAGUGACGACGGCGUGCUAAUGAGUUAGCCGGUUAGCUACUGCUAUCUAGUGUGUGUGCGCGCGCAGUGGAUGUGAUUUAUAUAUGACAUAGAAUAGUACUCCAGAAUAUAUUGUAUUUUAUUUUUAGGGUUAGCCAUCCAGGUAAUUUAAGUAUGCCCAGCAAAAAGAAGAAAUACAACGCCAGAUUCCCUCCGGCAAGGAUUAAGAAGAUUAUGCAGACAGAUGAAGAAAUAGGCAAAGUGGCUGCAGCAGUACCUGUUAUUAUUUCGAGAGCCCUGGAGCUUUUUUUGGAAUCACUGCUUACUAAGGCCUGUCAUGUCACCCAGUCUAGGAAUGCAAAGACAAUGACAACAUCGCAUCUAAAGCAGUGUAUUGAGCUGGAGCAACAGUUUGAUUUCUUAAAAGACCUGGUGGCAACGGUGCCGGACAUGCAGGGCGAGGGGGAAGAGAACCACACUGAGGGGGGAGGAGAAAAAGUCCCACGCAGGGGUCGAAAACCAGGGUCUGGUCGCAAGAACGGAGGGGCUGGCACCAAAGGCAAGGACAAGAAGUUGUCCGGCACAGAGUCAGAGCAAGAGGAUGACUCAGAGGACAGCGAGACAGAUGGAGACGAGGAGGACGGCUCUCAGUCAAGCACAAAUCAGCAGGCUGCAUCCAGGUUCCACAGCUCGAACUCACCCCAGCAGUACAUGCACAUGAGCAGCAUGGUCCCAGCGGGUGGUGCCAUGGCUCCUGCCCAGCCCCAGGGCGGCAUGGCCUUUGCCCCACACCCUUCCAUGAUGAGCGUCGCACCACCUCCCCCACCCCCUGCGCCGCACAAAAACGAGGAUGACGACGACGACGAAGACUAUGACUCUUAGCUCCCUCCUCUCUCCUCCUCCACCACUCACCACACACACUCUUUACGCAUUAUUUUUCGAUUUGUUAAGUUGUUUUAGCGGCGGUCGCUCCAAGCAGAGGAGGGAAAGACUCUUCAUCGCAGCCCGCUGACAGAAAAGCCCUCGGCAGCCGGCUGUAAGGGACAGCACAACAGGAGACAGGAAACUGGUUGUAUAUUAUGUGUUUUAAUUUUCUUUUUUGUUGUUGUUGUUGUUUUUCUUUUAAAAGAAAAGGUUUUAUUUUAUUGUAGAGGAGAAUCCAACGAGGAUGUUUUUUAACAAGUCAGUCGUUCUAUUUUGACUAUUAAAAAUGGCAGUCGUCACUGUUGCCAUGCGCCCUCGCAGACAGGAUAGGUGUGGUUUGUGUUGCCUGGUAGCUUUUGUUUUUUUUUUUGGCACUUUUCUUUCUUCCUCAGUCCUCUGUCGUAGACAUUAUGAAGUGAACACAUCAGUCACUCAAACCCUCAGGUCGGCUGAAAAAAAUCUAAGUGGUAGUUAAAGUCUUAUUAUAGCCUUUGAUGCUCAUACAAAGUUGAGAUGAGUUCAGGGCAACAGUACAUAAAGUAUUUGGAAUGAGAUCAGCACUUGGUCGAAGGGAAAGGAGGUCAUCGACUCACCCAUGAAGUGUUAUAUUUCUAGGUUAUCAAUUGGCUAUGAAAUACCGCUAGUAAGAUGUGAGCCCUACUUCUCGGCUUUGUCACAACUUGCUAGUCAGUCCAAUUGUCAGGCUGUAACAUAAACAAGGAAGCAGGUGUAUUUUUACUCUAGGUUAACUUAGCCACAGCUUUUUUGAAUUAGUUUCUAUUUUUAAUUCACGUUUUUAUCAAGAGAACUGUAAACCUUCACAACCACAUCCCUGAGGUCAACCAUAUCAGCUGGUUAUCGAUUUACAUUUUGUUGUUGUUGAUUUUGACGCUGUCAGAGCCUAUGGCCGUUUGGACCUCCCAUAUAUUUCUUUACACGGCCAUUAAAUUCCCCUUAUUUGCCCGUCAGAUGUAUACUGUGACCCCUGGACCAUAACUUUGUUUUUAAAGUUGUUUGUCUCCUUUUUCCUUUCUAAUUUCUAUUUUGGCCAACCCUCCAAUUUUGAGUAACUUUCUCCUUUAUCUUCAACAUUUUCCCCUCUUUUAGCUUGUUUUAAAUGUAUCCAUUGAAAGCAGAGAUGGGGCUCCCAUUUAUGUGUCAGUCUCGGUAUGAAAUGUUCCCAAAAAGACAUUUGAAGUUGACACUGUAUUGUAAACUUUUAACAUUCUUUUUAUUUUGUAUGGGUGAAAUAAAGUUCAUAUUUCAAUUAAAAAAAAGAAACGCUUG